This is a messenger RNA of Monodelphis domestica (gray short-tailed opossum), 774 nucleotides long. Lineage: Eukaryota; Metazoa; Chordata; Mammalia; Didelphimorphia; Didelphidae. The record is from RefSeq and is a predicted model, not a curated record.
AUGGUGGUGACUGAAGAAGGAGCUGGUUAUUUAUCUCUGCGACUAGGAAUACUCAAGUUGGAGCCUGUUAAAGUAUUAGUUGAGAAGAACUUUGAGGAAGUUGCUUUUGAUGAAAAAAAGAAUGUCUUUGUGGAAUUUUAUGCUCCCUGGUGUGGUCACUGCAAACAGCUGGCUCCCAUUUGGGAUAAAUUGGGAGAGACUUAUAAGGAUCAUGAAAGUAUAGUCAUUGCCAAGAUGGACUCAAUGGCUAAUGAAGUAGAGGCAGUUAAGGUUCACUGUUUCCCUACAUUAAAGUUCUUCCCUGCAAGUGCUGACAGAACGGUAAUUGAUUACAAUGGAGAGAGAACACUAGAAGGUUUCAAAAAGUUCCUGGAGAGUGGUGGACAAGAUGGGGCAGGGGAUGAUGAAGGUCUAGAAGAUUUAGAAGAAGCUGCAGAGCCACCUAUGGAAGAAGAUGAUGAUCAGACAGCUCCAAAAGAUGAAUUGUAAAGUGGAGAACUAAGUUGACAUAUCCCAAAAAUAAGACACUACAUUAUGUGCUGCUCCAACCAAGCAGCAAAUGCAUCUGGAAACUUGUAACAUUAACAACUGAAGGAGAGUCUUGAUUGAAAAUCCAGGGAUUUUUAAAAAAGUAAUACUUCAUUCUAACAUGUAUGUAAAUUCAAAUGUCCUUCCCUUUUUGCUUUUCAAUUUUUGAAAAGUGAGUUAUCUUUAAUAGCCCAGAUCAUUUGGUAAGCCUCCUGUUCUUUCAGGGGAAGGGGUGGGGUGAUGUAC